Molecule: messenger RNA, 4884 nt
Organism: Chrysemys picta bellii (western painted turtle)
Lineage: Eukaryota; Metazoa; Chordata; Testudines; Emydidae
Gene: P2RX2
Product: purinergic receptor P2X 2
Biological process (GO): response to ATP; calcium ion transmembrane transport
Cellular component (GO): nuclear inner membrane; plasma membrane; signaling receptor complex
Molecular function (GO): purinergic nucleotide receptor activity; extracellularly ATP-gated monoatomic cation channel activity; ATP binding
Source: RefSeq, a predicted model, not a curated record
AUGUACCCACAACGCCAGUUUUCGUCCACUCCUCUCCCGGGAUUGGGGAUGAUGGAGCAGCCCGUGUGUGUGGAGCAGGAUUAUCUACUCUGGCCACAAGGGGGCAUCAGUGCUGCAGAGAUGGGCAGCUGCGGGCACUCCAGGGGAUUGAUUCCUUUAGUCCAGCCCUGGUCUGGAGGGGAGGAUGCCCAGCGCGUACGGUGCCCUCGUCAGAGAGCGGCAGGGGAUGGGUGGUGCCGCUCAGUGAGGCUCAGAGCACGAACCUGCAGACAGGGAGAGAAAGGAGAUCCCAGUGUAAACCAGUAUAACGGCAGCUUCAGCGCGGGGAGGAGCCGUGGAGAUCCCAGUGUAAACCAACACAGGGAGGCUGCUGCUGUUGUAGGACUGGGACCCUCCCAGUUCUCCCAGGAUAAGGCGAGGGAGUGGCGAUCCCAGGCUCAGCCCAGAGGCUUCCCUAGACGACCCCCCCUUCCACAGAUGGAGGAGCCCCCGGCGAGGCGGCCCAGGGCCGUGGGCUGCUGGCGAUGCUUCUGGGAGUUCUGGAACUACGAGACCCCCAAAGUCCUUGUGGUGAAGAACCGCAACCUCGGCAUCAUGUACAGAGGGGUGCAGCUGCUCAUCCUGCUCUACUUCAUCUGGUACGUGUUCAUCAUCCAGAAGGGCUACCAGGAGAGCGAGACAGGCCCCGAGAGCUCCGUGCUCACCAAGGUGAAGGGCAUCACCCGCUCACCCAGCAAGGUCUGGGAUGUGGAGGAGUACGUCAAACCUGCUGAGGGCGGCAGCGUGUUCAGCAUCCUCACCCGGGUGGAAGUCACCCGCUCCCAGACGCUGGAGACCUGCCCGGAGAGCCUGGAGGUCCCUCACGCCACCUGCAGCUCCGACAGCGACUGUGUGGCUGGGGAGAUGGAGAUGCUGGGGAACGGAGAGAGGACGGGGCGCUGCGUCCCCUAUUACAGCGGGCCGGGGAAGACCUGUGAGGUCACCGCCUGGUGUCCAGUGGAAGACGGAGGAACGGUCAGCGAGUCCCUGGGGAAGAUGGCCGCGCAGUUCACCAUCCUGAUCAAGAACAACAUCCAAUUCCCCCGCUUCGGAUUCUCCAAAGGGAACGUGAAGGGUGAUAAGAACGGCUACCUCAAAAGCUGCACCUUCAACGAGACCACGGACCUGUACUGCCCCAUCUUCCGCCUGGGCUCCAUUGUGGAGCAGGCAGGAGAGAACUUCACCGCGCUGGCCGAACAGGGCGGCGUGAUCGGGGUGAUCAUAAACUGGAACUGUAACCUGGACCUGCCCGACUCCGCGUGCAAUCCCAGAUAUUCCUUCCGCAGGCUGGACCCCAAGAGAACUCAGGUGUCUUCUGGCUACAACUACAGGUUUGCCAAAUAUUACAACUGCAACGGGACGAACACGCGGAGCCUGAUCAAGGCCUAUGGGAUCCGCAUUGACGUUAUUGUGCAUGGCCAGGCAGGGAAGUUCAGCCUGAUCCCCACCAUCAUUAACCUGGCCACGGCGCUGACCUCGGUGGGAGUGGGCUCCUUCCUCUGCGACUGGAUCUUACUGACCUUCCUGAACAAGAACGACAUGUACAGCGCCCGGAAAUUCGAUCAGAUGCAGCCGCUUGGCACCUCGAGAGCCAGUGCCCAGAGACCGGGCCGGAUGGGCUCUCCCUGCCCCUGCUGGCUCUGGGCGUUCCCUGCGGGAGCCGGGCACUGCAGCCUGCCUGAUGAGCCACCCCCCAGGCCUUCCCCUGGCCGUUCUCCGCGCCCUGUGACCUGGGGUGGGGCCGUGAAGCGAGGCCCAGGCACUAACCGCCCCAUCUCUCCUCUGUCUGGCCAGGACAGGACCCCGGCGCCAGGCGGCAUUGGUAACGCCUGCACCACCCAGGCCUCCUCGCCGGCCCACCCCAAGGGCCCCGGCCAGCUCUGAGCUGCCUCUGCCCCCCACCUGCUGCUGUGGCUGGCCUGGGGACCCACUGCCAAUGGGCAGGCUGAGUGGGGCUGCCCCAGUACUGACUGGAGGGAUGAGGACCAGGAGACCCCCAGCCCAAUCCGGAUUUCACCCCACGGCCAGCAGAGUUCCUGGAGAGCCUCAGCUUCCCCGCGACUCUCUGCAGGGCUGGGGGCGAGUGAGCCCAGACCCAGACAGACCCCCAGCGCUAGGCCGAACACGCACCCCAGAGCCUUGUACAGACCCCGGGGCUGGGCCAAAUCCCCCGGAGGCUGGAGAGCCAGGUGACCCGCCACGGGGACAGGUACCCGCCCCGUUCUACGCCCCCUGCUCUGCCAGCCCCUCCUGCAGUGAACUGUGAUGAGGCGAGAGGUUGGCCCCAGUAGGCCAGCCGCAGAGAGGCUGGUCUGUGCAGGCUGCGGCCGCCUCCGCGGGCCCAGCCGGCUCUUUAACUCGCACUCACCAGGGAGUCAUUUGGGUCACUGGGUGUCGUGCUGAGGGGGGACAGAACCAGCAGGGAGCACAUGGGCACUGUCCUCUCCCGGGGCAUCACCUCUUCCCUGCUACUAUCCCCCUAAGGGAGCCCCCUGCCCUGCCCUGGGCUCCCCUUCCUCCACGGCUGCUCCCCACAUUUCCCCAGCUGUUCUGGAGCCUGCUCACCCCAUAGCACUCGCCCAUGAGCCCCCCACAAACCCAGCCAUGCCCACUCAUGGCGUCAGACAAGCCACCACUCACAGGGCAGUUCCUCACAGCGUGAUCACCACUCAGCCUUUUGGCUGGCUUUGAGCAGCAGCAGCUUAGUGAACACUACUGACGUUUGAAUUGAGGAAAGCACCAUUGAGAUGACCAGGGCACUUCACCCCCUCAGAGCUGCUGUUUCAGGCUCUCUGCAGACUCUGGCAGAGCUCACGGCAUCAGUGACGCUUGGGUCAUAGUUUGAAGGGGUUUGUUACAAUCCUAAGGACCAGAGAUUUAAUGUUAGUGCUCAGAGAUGGGGGGGGAGGGCUCAGGUUUUUGGCAGCCCAGCUUGAGACACCUCAUUUUCCAGGAAGUGCCGCGCCCCCGUCCUGUGAAAAACUGCCCUGGAGAUACCCCCAAAUCACCAGUCGCUGCUGAAAAGCUGGGCUUGAGAGCGUAGCCUGGCUCACACAAACGCAGGGCCCCGACCAGUCCCCCCCAGACACGCUCAGAGCUCACCUUGGGCCCUGAGCUGGCUCACGGCCUCCGGGGGGCAGGGGCCCAUGUGGUAAUCAGGAGCGCUGCGAGGUGAAAGCCCGUCCCCUUUGCACACCGUGACUGUGCCACACGGCUAGGCCAUAGGGCGGGCCGGCGCCUUGGCAGGGCUGGAGAUGUGAGAUCAGGGCAGGGCAGAACGGCUGGCGCGGCCCCCAGGAAGCACUGCACCGGCAGGUGCUGCUGGUUGAGUUCACAGCCAGGCAGGAACUGGUGGCACCAAGGCCUUGCUGGCCAAGCCAGCGGUGUCUGGUGGUGCUGGCACAAGGGGCUGUCCCAUCAUGCCUGCCUGCCUGCCCUCUCACUUCACCAAACAGCUAGGAAAUGAACGUGGGCAGAUGCUAUUACUGGCCCGGCCGGGCGAGCCAGGUCAGCGCCAGCGGGCCCUGCAGGCACAGGGGCUCCCGGGAGGUCGAGGGGCGCAAUGCAUCGUGGUACAGAUGGGCUAACUCCACUGUGAGCUGGAUGGCGAGCUGCCCACACGAGGCAGGCAGUGCGGCUUGCUGGGUUCCCGGUGCUGUGGGCCUCUGGCCCGCUGCUUUCAUGGGGCCGUUGUGUUGUCACGUUAUCCUGCCACUGGCCCUCUCGUGUCAUUGUAGCUGGGGCAAGGGACUGGCCCCCCCAAUCAGACCUGCCUCCGACCCCCAUGGCCCUGCACUCAGGUGCCUACCGUCAACUCGAGCGGCCCUUGCUGGCCGUUCACCUCCCGGCUGUCCAUGCAGGGGAAACCCUGUGAACCAUGUGCCGAGGAAGUGCCCAAUGCCCAGCGCAGUGGGGGUGACUUGGAGCCAUGAGCCUGGCAUCUCCUGGCUUUUGCACUGGCUGGAAUGGCGCCAAGCUGCCGUGAGCCGGGUCCAGGAAACGGCACUAGGCCAAUGAGAGUGGGGUGGGAACACUGGCUGUGACGCCUACCCCAGGCCCUGCCGCUCUCAGCACGGGGGGCUGGAUGGCUGGGGCAGUAGUGGCUGUAGGGUGAUCACAGCUCCCUCGCCUGGCCACCCCUCUCCCAGCAGGGGGCACUGUAAGGAGCAGGGGCACUCCCGGUUCGCCAGCCCCAGCCUGUCCCAGCAGGGGGCGCUCUGGGGAAGGCUGUGAUAGCCGCGUCUAUUAGCAAUGAUUUGCCGCUGCCCCAUGCCAUGACAGGCUCACGGGCGAGCACGUAGCUGGCAGUAUCCUGAGCUCCUCCAGAGGUGCCAGGCAGGACGGCGCAGCCCCCCAUGGCCCGUACCCAGAGAGACGGGAGGGCAGAGGCCACAUGACCAGACGCCAGGCAGCGGGUGGGUUGGGUUGGAGCAUGGUGAUGCCUGGGCACAGGGGUGGGCGGGGGCAGCUCCUGGAUCUCUUUGCCCUCAUUACACCAUCUCCCCACCCAGCGUCUUUCCAGGGGUGGUGCCCAGCCCCCCCCCCUUACAGGGCCAUACAGGAUGAGACUGGGCAUCCCCAGCGAGAUCAGGGCCCCACUGGGCUAGGUGCUGCAAUGCCCCCUCACCUCCAUCUCUCAUGGAGCUCUCAGAGCAUCCAUGGGGCAGGCGAGCCGGGUGCUGUCUGCUCAGCGUUUAGGGGCCCAGCUACACUCCCGAGCUGUGGUGUGGCCCAGCCAAGCACUGAGCCGGUUUGCUUGGCCUUGCCCCCAUUGCUACCCAGGGCCGGCUUUAGGAAGUGCGGGGCCCAAUUCGAACAUUUUUGGCGGGGCCCCCCAAAAAAACA